AUUACUUCCACGUGUGACGUCAUGUAAUCUUCCGUAUAAGAAGGCGACUGCAAUAUGGACCCUCAGUUUCCAAUCGCUGAGCCAGGUGGAAGGAAAGAGCCAUGGGAUUUCAGGUUUUGGCAGGAGUGCUUGUGACUGUGGUGGUCGUUGCGUCGUAUCCCGUGACCUAUGUGCAGCCGAGCCCACAGCAUGGCCAGCAGACGGUGUCACCCCAACAAUACAGGGUGUUGCUUCAGCAAGCGCAGCCUCAGGUCGGUGCCGCGCUGUACCAACAGCAGCCCCAGACUCAAUCCCUAAUCUACCAACAGCAAGUGCAGCCUCAGCCUCAGCCUCAGUCUCAGCCUCAGGUCUACUCGGUGCCUCGACUCAAGGCACGUCCCGUCCCCACUCAACAGCCGGGGGAACAGGUCAUCCAGGAAGCUGAGGACUAUGACCCUAAUCCUCACUACCAAUUUGCAUUUGAUGUGAAGGACGAUGAGUUUACAAACUACCAGAACAGGAAAGAGCAGCGAGAGGGAGGAAAGAUUUCUGGCAGCUACAGUGUUGUUGACUCUGAUGGGUUUAUUCGCACUGUCAAGUAUACAGCAAAUCCCGAAGAGGGCUUCAAAGCUCAGGUGACCCGUGAGCCGACAAACAUCGUAGUGAAGAUCCCGACCCCGACUCCAGCACAAGAGCAGGUGCAGCAGCCACAUCAAUAUAUUGCUCAACCAGUUCCUUCUCGUCAACCAUUUGCCCAAGUAUACAAUAGUGUGGCUUCACAACCGACACCAGAACAGUUGGCACAACUGCGAACACUGGCGAGGCAGCAGUUUACUGCAGUUCCACAGCCACAACCCGUACCAGCAGCAGCAGCUGCGCCUCAACCAGUGCAGUACCAGGGAGUGCAGCCACACGUUCAAUAUACACCACAACCUGAAGUGCCAAGACCAAAGGCUGUAAAGGCAGGAGCGAUUGAGUACUUGGCACAACAGCCAGGUGCCUCUGUGGUGUAUCAGGCGUAUCAAGAGUGAAGUGUGAGAAGGGCCUCAUGAGCUAUGGGCAGUAAUGCAGACUGAAAGAGGAACUGUUGUGCUGUGCUACUGGAAACAUUGCUUCAGUUAUGCUAAUCCUAAACUUCAAUUUUGAUUUAGAAAUAAGUAACCCUUGAUAAUACCUAGUAAUCAGUUUUAAACUUUACUGACAAAAUGUCAAUUAAAUUUAAUCUAAGCAGUUUUAGAUAUAAAAUAAAAUGAAAUAUCUAGGCUUUUCUGCUGGCUGCAUGCAAGAGUACAAAACCUUUUUUCAUGAAACAUAAACACGAAGUAUGAAAAAAUUGUAUGUUACUAAUAUUCAUGAAAUAACUGAAAUUUAAAUAAAGAGAAACUUUUUUGGUUAGCUUUUGUCAGAAUCUUUUAAAGUACUGCAGUAAUCACCCUAAACAACCCAUGUGUGUACUAGUACUUAAUUUUUAAAAAGUAAUGAUAACAUCGUCCUCUCCUUCCUCUGUUAUAUCCAUACGAAGAAGGAAACUAGAAAUUUUAAGCUACAACCGAAUAAAAGCUGGGAUAAGUAGAAGAGCACAUGGGUUUUAACCACUAUUCUGGAUUAGAAAUUUAUUCCUACAGUCCUUGGAAGAUGGGUAGCAGUCAUACUGUUACCAUUUCUUUCUUGAUUGACUGAAACAUUUAUCAAUUAUGUUGUAUGUUUGAGUGGAGUAUGAGAAAUUUUUUGUCACAUCUAUUUCUUCUUAUCACUGUUAAUAAACUAUGACAGUGGAAAUUCAAAAUAAAAUGUAUAAUUGUAUGACAAUGAUAUAUCAUAAUUAAUAUCACUCUUUACUAAUA
Molecule: messenger RNA, 1823 nt
Organism: Zootermopsis nevadensis
Lineage: Eukaryota; Metazoa; Arthropoda; Insecta; Blattodea; Termopsidae
Gene: Cpr66D
Product: Cuticular protein 66D
Cellular component (GO): extracellular matrix
Source: RefSeq, a predicted model, not a curated record